ACACCACAAUGGAAAUAGAUAAAACAAAUAACCAACAAGUAGAUACACUUAAUUCGAGCAAAAUCGUAGAAAGUAAUGCACAACCAUCAUAUAGCAGCAUACUCAAAAAAUCUUUACCACAAACAACAUAUCAGCAAGCACCAAAGGAAAAUGAGAUGGAGUGGACAGAACAAAUACAACAACAGAUGACGCAACAAAUAAAUACACAAUUCAAUACUGAAAAAUGGAGUUACGACAGAAUUAUAAAGAUUGAAACUGAAGAACAACUCAAUAAAUACUGGAACAAAGUUGAGCAGACAAUCAAAAAAGCUGCUGACACAAAUAUUCUAAGGACAAAAAUAGUGCCCAAAACUUUUUAUGCUUUCUCACAAAAAGUGACUAAAUUACAUAAAGCUCUACAAAAAAUUAACGCUACAACAGAUAGUACUCAACAAGAGGUAGUCAUAUGCCAGGCAGCAGCUAUUGACUAUCAGAUGCAAAUCUCAACACAAGAAUGGCCAACCACUAUGAAAAAUUUAAUAACCGCUCUUAUAUAUACAACCUUAAUAAUACCUAAAAAAGCUAAAGCUAAAAUUGUGACGAACAAAGACUACUUUAAUAUGCAGGCAGACAAAGUUCAAACAGCUCCGCCCACAUGA
Messenger RNA from Racocetra fulgida, 638 nucleotides. Lineage: Eukaryota; Fungi; Glomeromycota; Glomeromycetes; Diversisporales; Gigasporaceae. The record is from the annotation of a GenBank genome assembly.